UUCUCAACAUCCUUUUUGAAUUUUUGGUGCCCAGAACUGGACACAGGAUUAUUCCAGGUGAGGCCUGACCAAAGCAGAAUAGAGAGGCACCAAGCUUUGCCAGCCGGACAUUCUCCUUCUGGACCGAAUGGGGCUCGGUGGUGCUUAGCUUGUCCCCUUCAUGUGGACAUUGGAGGGUGGCCUGGUCUUGGCCCCAUGCCCAAGAAGCCAAGGCCAAAGGCAAGGAAGCCAAGCAGGCCAGGAGGAUUCAACCCAGCCCUUGGCCAGGAGCCCAUGGCACGCCUCCCGGCCUUCAUGCAAAGCUGGGAGUGUGGCCUUCGCAAGGAAGGAGAUGGAGGAGAGAAGAGAAGGAGGGCCACUCCCUGCUGGGCUCCCUUUGCAGCGCCAGAAGCCAAGGGGCACCUCCUUCCAUCAGAGCUGUCCGUAGGGCAAGAAAUUGACUUGGCUGUCAUGGGCUUGGCGGUCCACCUCCUGGUCUGCCUGCUGGGCACAGGCUCCUGGGUGGCCAUCAACGGCAUGUGGGUAGAGCUGCCCCUCAUUGUGCCUAGCGCCCCCGAGGGCUGGCUGCUGCCCUCCUACCUGACGGUCAUCAUCCAGCUGGCCAACGUGGGACCCCUGGCCUUCACCCUGGCCCACCGCUUCCGCCCAGGGGGGCUGAGCGAGGUGGGGGUCAUCUACGCCAUCCUGAGCUUGGGCUGCCUGGCGUGCCUCUUGCUGGCCUUCUUCUGGAGGUCCACCAGCCCAGUGGGAGGCAUCCCUCGCAGCACGGCCCUCCUUGCUCUCCUCUUCUUCUUAGCCUUGGUAGAUUGCACCUCCUCUGUCACCUUCUUGCCCUACAUGAGGAGGCUGCGGCUGGACUACUUGACCACCUACUUCGUGGGUGAAGGGUUGAGCGGCCUCCUGCCUGGCCUGGUGGCCUUAGGGCAAGGUGUGGGCACCCUCCACUGCAAUGGCACAGGCAACGGCACGGGGAGGCCGCAGGAGGACCUCCAAGAGCCCCACUUCUCCGUCCAGACCUUCUUCCUCUUCUUAACCAGCAUGAUGGGCCUCUCGCUGGCAUCCUUCAUCCUCCUCAACUACCUGCCAGUGGCCAAGAGAGAGCGGGCAAAGGAGAAGUACCACACGCGGGUGCAAAUGGAGAAGACAGUGGGCACCCAGGAGACAGUGGAGGAGCGGCCCAUGAUCAGAGGGACCCCUGGACGCUCCUUCGGCUCUGGGACUUAUUCCCAGGCCCAGCUGGCCAUCAUCUUUGUGCUGCUGGGCUGGGUCAACGCCUUGACCAAUGGGGUCCUGCCAGCCGUCCAGUCCUACUCCUGCUUGCCCUAUGGGAACGCUGCCUACCACCUUUCAGCCACUUUGGCCGCCUUGGCCAACCCUCUGGCCUGCUUCCUGGGGAUGUUCCUGCCCCACAGGUCCCUGGUGGUCUUGGGCUGCCUCUCUUUGGCCGGAUCCUUCCUUGCCUGCUACAUCAUGGCCGCGGCGGUGCUCAGCCCCUGCCCUCCGUUGCUUCAUGCGCCUCUCGGAGCCAUCCUCAUCGUCCUGUGCUGGGUGCUCUUUGUCGGGGUCCUCUCCUACGUCAAGCUGAUGAUCGGGGUGAUUCUGCGAGAUGAAGGCCGGAGUGCCCUGGUCUGGUGUGGAGCCGUGGUCCAACUGGGCUCCAUGGUGGGCGCCCUCACCAUGUUCCCCUUGGUCAGCGUCUAUAGCCUCUUCCGCUCUGGAGAGCCCUGUGGCAACACCUGCCCUGGUUAGAAGAGCACCGGAGAACAGACAGGGCCCUGGGGGGCACUACAUGCACCCCCAAGACUGGCACCCUAGAUGCCCUGCCAAGGAUGCAGAGGGCCCUUGGCCACAUCUCCAGGACUUCAGAUGCAGCUGCAUUGUAGCAGGUAGACACUUUAGCAGGUAGUGCCAUAGGCCAGGAUGUCUCACCUGGGAUACUCCCAGCGCCUCUUCUUCAGGUAUAACCAUAGUUAGGACUGAAUCUCCCAGCAUCCACACAGCCAGAAGGAGGAGGGGCCCGCCCUGCAUCAGUACCCUUCCAUAUCAUCUGAACUGAGGACCACAACAACAAUAUCUGGACCAAAUGCAGGGUUGUGACUAACUUCAUCAAUUUCUUUCUCUCUUGUUCCUGUAUCAUUUUAACACCUUUUCCUGAUGAAGAAACCAGCAGAGCUUUGAAAAGCUUGCAACAAGAAUAAUGUGCAUUUUGGUUGGCCCAAUAAAAGUAACACUGCUUUGUGGAUUUUGGAUGAUGCAGUCCAUAGUAAGGACUUGAAUUCUCUUGCUCUCUUACUCAUCUGUGAGUAAGUUCCCCUACCGAAGCCAUCAGACAUUUUUGUGCAAUGCAAAGUUUUGCAUUUAGCCCAGAGUUUUGGAAGUGCAGUUGUGCAUGUGCUGCCGUUGCACAGGUGCUAUUCUUUUGUACUUUCUCAUUUAUAAUGCAUCAAAUGCAAAACUUUGGAAUAAAUCUGCACCACUGCGUUUUAUUUUCAACAGCAGAA
Sceloporus undulatus (fence lizard) is the source of this 2501-nucleotide messenger RNA. Its product is annotated as solute carrier family 52, riboflavin transporter, member 3-B-like. Gene Ontology annotation, molecular function: riboflavin transmembrane transporter activity. The transcript has 4 exons. The record is from RefSeq and is a predicted model, not a curated record. Lineage: Eukaryota; Metazoa; Chordata; Lepidosauria; Squamata; Phrynosomatidae. Bases 196 to 1749 code for a protein of 517 amino acids. Gene Ontology annotation, cellular component: plasma membrane. Gene Ontology annotation, biological process: riboflavin transport.